CGAGACUCGGACAUUUUGGAAUGGUGAAAACUGAAAAUGGAAACCCUACCGCCUGUAUUCCACACGGGUAUUCAUUUAUGUAUUUACGUGAACGAAAGCUUCUUGUUGCCCUAAUACAUCAUUUCUCGCCUAUAUAUACUCUCAAACUGAUCAGAAUAAUCCCUGCUUUGUAUACUCUUCUGUUUGCCCGGCCGCAGAAUUCACUCAUCUAAAGGUGCCAUAAUCCACCAUGGGUAAGGAAAAGGUUCAUAUCAGUAUUGUUGUCAUUGGACAUGUCGACUCUGGGAAGUCAACCACCACAGGUCAUUUGAUCUACAAGUUGGGAGGUAUUGACAAGCGUGUGAUUGAGAGGUUUGAGAAGGAGGCAGCUGAGAUGAACAAGAGGUCCUUCAAGUACGCGUGGGUUCUUGACAAACUCAAGGCUGAACGUGAGCGUGGUAUCACAAUCGAUAUUGCUUUGUGGAAGUUUGAGACCACAAAGUACUACUGCACUGUCAUUGAUGCUCCCGGACAUCGUGACUUCAUCAAGAACAUGAUUACUGGAACCUCUCAGGCUGAUUGUGCUGUUUUGAUCAUUGAUUCCACCACUGGUGGUUUUGAAGCUGGUAUUUCCAAGGAUGGUCAGACCCGUGAACAUGCUUUACUUGCUUUCACUCUUGGUGUGAAGCAAAUGAUUUGCUGCUGCAACAAGAUGGAUGCCACAACCCCGAAGUAUUCGAAGGCUAGGUAUGAGGAAAUUGUCAAGGAAGUGUCAUCCUACCUCAAGAAGGUCGGAUACAACCCUGACAAGAUCCCCUUUGUUCCAAUCUCUGGGUUUGAGGGUGACAACAUGAUUGAGAGGUCAACAAACCUUGACUGGUACAAGGGACCAACCCUUCUCGAGGCUCUUGACCAGGUCAAUGAGCCCAAGAGGCCAUCUGACAAGCCUCUCCGUCUACCUCUUCAGGAUGUCUACAAGAUUGGUGGCAUUGGUACUGUACCUGUUGGCCGUGUUGAGACAGGUGUGAUUAAGCCUGGUAUGCUGGUCACUUUUGGGCCAACUGGUCUGACCACUGAAGUGAAGUCCGUUGAGAUGCAUCAUGAGUCUCUACAAGAGGCACUUCCUGGUGACAAUGUGGGUUUCAAUGUUAAGAAUGUUGCAGUCAAGGAUAUCAAGCGUGGGUAUGUUGCAUCUAAUUCCAAAGAUGACCCUGCCAAGGAAGCUGCCAGUUUCACCUCACAGGUCAUCAUCAUGAACCACCCUGGUCAGAUAGGAAAUGGUUAUGCACCAGUUCUUGACUGCCACACUUCCCACAUUGCUGUCAAGUUCUCUGAGAUAUUGACUAAAAUUGAUAGACGGUCGGGUAAGGAGCUUGAGAAGGAGCCGAAGUUCUUGAAAAAUGGAGAUGCUGGGAUGGUGAAGAUGGUUCCCACCAAGCCCAUGGUUGUGGAGACCUUUGCUGAGUACCCGCCUCUUGGGCGCUUUGCGGUGAGGGACAUGCGGCAAACUGUUGCUGUUGGAGUCGUCAAGAGUGUAGAGAAGAAAGAGCCCUCUGGUGCUAAGAUUACCAAGGCCGCCGCGAAAAAGAAAUGAAUCGAGUUUUUGCUUCCUUCGAAUGUGUUGCUUUGGUCAAUGUGUUGUCUUUUAAUACCUUGUUUACUUCGUGCCCAUUCUCAGAAUUGGGUACUGGAUAGGCGGUGGAGAGACUUUACUUUUCUGUUGGACUUUGUUUUAUGAGUUUUUUUGUACUGGGUGCCCUUUUCUAUCUUGAAUUUAGUGGUUCUCAGAGUUUUGUUCGCAUCCAGUUUAUGUUGGACUUUGAUGGAAAUGUAAUUCUGUUUUCCUAGCUUAUACUAUCAUACUCCACCGCCUAUACUGGGUGCCCUUUUCUAUCUUGAAUUAUAAUGUGUUUGUUUGAGCUGUGUAGUUCAGGAAGGUAUAUUCCUUGUAUUCUUAUAUCAAGGGGAGGUGGGUAGGGAUGGGCCUGGUAUGGGUCGGGUUGGGCCUGGUUUGUACUGGGUGCCCUUUUCUAUCUUGAUUUUAGUGGUUCUCAGAGUUUUGUUCGCAUCCAGUUUAUGUUGGACUUUGAUGGAAAUGUAAUUCUGUUUUCCUAGCUUAUACUAUCAUACUCCACCGCCUAUACUGGGUGCCCUUUUCUAUCUUGAAUUAUAAUGUGUUUGUUUGAGCUGUGUAGUUCGGGAAGGGAUAUUCCUUGUAUUCUUAUAUCUAGG
This is a messenger RNA of Cuscuta europaea, 2211 nucleotides long. The record is from the annotation of a GenBank genome assembly. Lineage: Eukaryota; Viridiplantae; Streptophyta; Magnoliopsida; Solanales; Convolvulaceae.